AUGAAAUUCGAUCACUUGAAUGAUUAUAUCAAAAUAGGCCAAUCAUUUGUGGUAGCUGGUUUUAUAAAAUUUGAAUCUAAUGUUAUUACAUUAGAAGCUACAGAUAUAGAUUAUUUAACUUUGUUCGAUACAAAUUAUAAUAUAUCUGUAAACCCUUCAUCAACUACUUCAAACUCCAAAUUGGAUAUCAGCAUAAUUGCUAAUAAAUUCAAAUCUGCAAAUUCUUCAAUACCAUUAAAAAAAUGUCAAAGAUUAGUGCCCACACCUACUACUAAUGAUGAAAGUUUAACCUCAGUUAUUUUAUUUCAAGAAUUAACUCCCAUUAGUACCAAAGUUAUUGCAAAUAAAAAAGAAAAAAAAAAUAUCUCUGAUAUAGCAUUAGACACUCUUGGUCUAAGUACUUAUCAUGCUGAGGAAAAUCAUAUCGAGGAAGAUAAAUUAAAAGAACAGAUGAAGAAGAACUAUAUGAAAAUA
This is a messenger RNA of Racocetra fulgida, 474 nucleotides long. The record is from the annotation of a GenBank genome assembly. Lineage: Eukaryota; Fungi; Glomeromycota; Glomeromycetes; Diversisporales; Gigasporaceae.